Molecule: messenger RNA, 1814 nt
Organism: Drosophila ficusphila
Lineage: Eukaryota; Metazoa; Arthropoda; Insecta; Diptera; Drosophilidae
Product: fatty-acid amide hydrolase 2
Exons: 1
Coding region: 122-1693 (523 amino acids)
Source: RefSeq, a predicted model, not a curated record
UUUCGCUGGUAUCGGGUGGCAACGUCUUUGGUUUAUCGCAACCUCAGAGGUCUUCGGCUCGGUUUUAGUUUGUACUGCAUUGCACAAAGUGCAAAUCUCAGCCGAAAAAGGUAUCAUCAAUAUGACGUUGUUGAGCCACGUACUGGAUGCCCUGUUGGCACUGGUCCACAUCCUCAGCGAUCGCUUCCUGGAGUUCGUUUUGGGAUGGUAUCUGGGAGAUCGAAAACGGGUUCCGGGUCCACCGAGUUUGGAACAACAGUCGCUGCUCAGCAAAAGCGCCGUGGAGUUGGCUCAACAGAUACGGGAGCGCAAGAUCCGGAGUUACGACAUCGUCAAGGCCUAUUGCGAGCGGAUCGAGAGUGUUAACCGCGAUCUAAACGCCGUUGUGGAUGGUCCCUUUCCAGAGGCCUUGGAUCAGGCGCGUGAAAUCGACCGGAGACUGUCCAAAAAGGAGUACAGCGAUGAGGACUUCCGGCGGCAGCCUUUCCUGGGCGUUCCCUUCUCUACCAAGGACAGUACGGCAGUGGCCGGAAAGCUGCAUACUCUGGGUCUGCUGUCCCGGAAAUCGGAACGUUCGCCCACGGACGCCGAGUGCGUUCGCCUGAUGAAGGAAAGUGGCGCCAUCAUCAUCGCCACCAGUAAUGUUCCCGAGGUCAACAAGUGGAUUGAGUCGAGAAACAUGCUUAUUGGUGGCACCAAUAAUCCCUACGAUCUGCGACGUUCCGUGGGCGGUUCAUCGGGCGGAGAAGCCGCCCUGAUCGCCGCCUGUUGCACGGGCUUUGGUCUAGGAACUGAUAUUGGCGGGUCCAUUCGAAUACCGGCAUUCAACUGCGGAGUCUUUGGGCACAAACCCACUUCCGGAGCCGUAAAUAUGGCAGGAUGCACUUUUAGAACCGGCAAGGAGAAGGAAACAAUGGUUUGUGCCGGUCCGAUGAGUCGAUCAGCCAAGGAUUUAUUGCCCAUGAUGCAGGUCCUCGUAGAACCUUCGCUUAAGAGCAAGCUAAAGCUGGAUGAGCAGGUGGAUCUGAAGCGGCUGCGUUAUUUCUACGUGGCAUCCAACGGCAUGGCUCAGUGCAAUCCCAUAAACCAGGAAACCGAAAGGGUUAUGUACAAGAUCCGAAAACAUUUCGAGCGGCUGAGUGGCAAUGAUGUGCGACACGCCAACAUUCCCAACACAAACUUGACCGGCAAGAUGUGGCGCUACUGGAUGACGCAAGAACCAGCCAACUUUAAUCUGUUACUGGGAAACGGUGCCGAAGUCAAUCCGUUUGUGGAGCUCUUCAAGAAGAUCCUGGGACAAAGUGACUUCAGUAUGGCUGCCAUUUAUAGCCUGAUCGAUGGUGUUUUGCCCAAGGAAAAGGAGAAACUGAUGAGGGAUGCCACGGCAAAGUGCAAGAAGGCAGUUCAGGAAUUGCUCGGCGACGAUGGAGUCCUGUUUUUCCAUAGUUCUCCAAGGACGGCGCCGUUCCAUUUCUAUCCGCUGAUCAAGUUCAAUGACUUCGCCUACUUCAGUCUCUUCAAUGUUCUUCAUUUGCCGGCCACACAGGUUCCCAUGGGUCUGGAUUCGAAGGGCAUGCCCUUGGGCAUCCAGGUGGUUGCGAAUCCCAACAACGAUCGUCUUUGUCUGGCGGUUGCGGAAGAGCUGGAACGGACUUUCGGCGGCUGGGUGCCUCCAUUCCCCUUGAAGCAGUAGAUGUCUUGUAUCGUCGACUAUCCAUGUAGUUUUAAGACUAAUUUAGGUGUUGGUAACGCUGGAGACUGUCGCUUGUGGCCUUUGUUACAGGAAUUUAAAUAAAUUGGACUCUCUUUGUAAA